Molecule: messenger RNA, 3029 nt
Organism: Neltuma alba
Lineage: Eukaryota; Viridiplantae; Streptophyta; Magnoliopsida; Fabales; Fabaceae
Product: phospholipase D beta 1
Exons: 11
Coding region: 212-2788 (858 amino acids)
Biological process (GO): phosphatidylcholine metabolic process; phospholipid catabolic process
Cellular component (GO): plasma membrane
Molecular function (GO): D-type glycerophospholipase activity; calcium ion binding
Source: RefSeq, a predicted model, not a curated record
ACGAUUACACAGAUCCCAUUGGCGAUUGUUUUUUUUUCUUCUAUCGUAAUUUCAGUAUAUUACCAAUUUAAUCAUUUUUCUGAAGCCUCUUGUUCUUGUUUCAUAUUACUCAGAUUGAGAUUAUUGCUCGUUCUUCCUUAUCCAAUUAAGUUGUCACCAGAUCUAUUUUGGACCUUUUGCAGCGAAAGAACUGUUGUUAAUUACUUCUUACAUGGCUCGUUUUAAUUUUGGUGAAACUCUAUCCCUUGGAGGUUCAAACCAUGGACUGGGCGACCUAGUUGCUCCGUUCAAAACCACUACGAGCUCCCUAAGGGUCUUCCUUCUACAUGGAAACUUAGAGAUAUGCGUGAAAGAGGCUAGAAACCUGCCCAAUUUAGACAUGUUCCAUCAGAAAAUGGGGGAUAUGUUUUCCAGAUUACCUGGAAAACUUGGUCAGAAAGUUCAAGGGCAUAUGUCCAAUACAAUCGUCACUAGUGACCCAUACGUGACUGUAUCUCUGGCGGGUGCUGUAAUUGCAAGAACAUUUGUGAUCAAGAACGAUGAGAACCCUACUUGGAUGCAGCAUUUCAAUGUUCCCGUAGCUCAUCAUGCUGCAGAAGUACUUUUCGUGGUAAAAGACACCGACAUUGUGGGCUCCCAAAUCAUGGGUGUGGUUGGAAUUCCAGUGGAACAGUUAUACAACGGCACAAAAGUUAAAGGGUCCUUUCCAAUCCUUAAUUUUAGUGGGAAACCUUGCAAAGAUGGAGCAGUCUUGAGUUUAUCCAUUCAAUACAUUCCUUUUGAUAAGGUUGCUGUUUAUGGUCAUGGAAUGGGGGCAGGUCCUAGUUAUGAAGGGGUUCCAGGUACAUACUUUCCCCUUAGGAAGGGUGGUCGAGUUAGACUUUAUCAGGACGCUCAUGUUCAUGGAGGCUCCCUUCUUCCUAAUUUGAAGAUGGAAGGUGGUGUGAGUUAUGAGCAUGGCAAUUGCUGGCACGACAUCUUUGAGGCAAUAAGUCAGGCCCGACGAUUAGUAUACAUUGUGGGGUGGUCUGUGUACUACAAUGUUAGACUGGUUCGAGAUGCUAGUGAUGCUAAACCUUGCACUUUAGGUGAUCUUCUCAAAAUCAAAUCACAAGAAGGUGUGAGAGUGUUACUACUUGUGUGGGACGAUCCUACUUCCAGAAGCAUGAUAGGUGGAUAUAAAACGACUGGACUUAUGAACACCCAUGAUGAGGACACUCUCAAUUUUUUCAAGGGCUCUUCAGUUCAAGUUCUGCUCUGCCCACGUUCAGGUGGAAAAGGACAUAGUUGGGUCAAACAACAGGAAGCUGGGACCAUCUAUACUCAUCAUCAGAAAACAGUCAUUGUGGAUGCUGAUGCAGGCCACCAUAAAAGAAAGAUUAUAUCUUUUAUUGGAGGUCUUGAUUUAUGUGAUGGCCGAUAUGAUACACCACAACAUCCUCUCUUCAGCACGUUGCAGACAACACACAAAGAUGACUAUCAUAACCCUAACUUUGUGGGGCCUGUUGAUGGUUGUCCAAGACAGCCGUGGCAUGAUUUGCACUCGCUAAUUGAUGGUCCAGCUGCUUAUGACAUCCUCACCAAUUUUGAGGAGCGUUGGUUAAAGGCAUCAAAAUUGCAUGGACUUAAAAAGAUAAAAGGCUCACAUGAUGAUUCAUUACUUAAAAUUGAUAGAAUCUCUGAUAUCCUUGGUAUUGCUGAUGUUUCAUGCUCGAAUGAUAAUAAUCCAGAAGCUUGGCAUGUCCAGGUCUUUCGUUCUAUUGAUUCCAAUUCCGUCAAAGGAUUUCCCAAGGAUCCUACAGAUGCUAUAAAAAAGAACUUGGCUUGUGGAAAGAAUGUACUGAUAGACAUGAGCAUACAUUCUGCAUAUGUCAAAGCUAUCAGAUCUGCCCAAAAGUUCAUCUAUAUCGAGAACCAAUACUUUCUAGGCUCAUCAUAUAAUUGGGAUUCUCACAAAGACAUAGGUGCAAACAAUUUAAUUCCCAUGGAAAUUGCUCUUAAAAUAGCAGCCAAAAUCAAACAACACGAGAGAUUCGCCGCUUACAUUGUCAUUCCUAUGUGGCCUGAAGGUGUGCCAACAAGUACAGCUACUCAGAGGAUUCUCUUUUGGCAGUAUAAAACAAUGCAAAUGAUGUACGAGACAGUUUACAAGGCCUUGCAGGAGGCUGGACUUGACAAUGAGUAUGAACCACAGGAUUACUUAAAUUUCUUUUGCCUCGGCAAUCGUGAGGCCCCAGAAAACCAAAACAUUGUAAUUGCUAGAAAUCCUGCUGGAUCAAACACUCCUCAACCGCAGGCACUAACCCAAAAAAACCGGCGAUUCAUGAUUUACGUUCAUUCAAAAGGAAUGAUAGUGGAUGAUGAAUAUGUCAUAAUGGGAUCUGCAAACAUCAACCAACGAUCCAUGGAAGGAACCAGAGACACAGAGAUAGCAAUGGGGGCAUAUCAGCCUCAUCAUUCUUGGGCAAGCAAGCGCUCUAGACCUCAUGGACAGGUGUAUGGAUAUAGAAUGUCACUAUGGGUUGAACAUAUUGGAGGCAUUGAGGAAUGCAUGAAGGAACCAGAGAGUGUUGAAUGCGUGAGACGGGUCAGGCGCUUGGGCGAGCAAAACUGGCGAGAUUACACAGCUGAAGAGGUAACAGAUAUGAAGGGGCAUUUAUUGAAAUACCCACUUGAAGUUGAUUCAAUGGGGAAGGUGAAGCCUCUUCCUAGCUGCGAGACAUUUCCUGAUCUUGGUGGAAACAUCAAUGGCAGUUUUACUCUCAUUCAAGAAAAUCUCACAAUUUGAUUUUCAUACUCUUCAAGUACAAAGUGCUUAUUUGCAGCAGUUGAAGUGAAGGAUUUAUUUGUACAUUUUUGCUUUCUAUUUUUCAGAUUAAACCUACUUUAGGAGGUUAGAAGAUUACACUAUAGAUCCAUUUGCCAUGGAAUGUGUUCUGUAGCCUUUAGGGGUUAUGAAAUGAUCAAAUGUAGAAUAGUUUUAAUUUAUGAUAUCUUUAUUACAGUUGACCCCAUUGAGUUUUGUUUUA